CGGCUCGGGGAACGCCUGGGGCCGGGGGGGGUCACAGCCAGCCAAGCCGCCCAGAGGUCCGCGGCACCGGGGGCUGCGGAGCGAGAGCUGGGCCUCCUGCGCGUCCCCUUUGUGUGGAGCACGGCUGCGUGCGGGGAGCGGGCGUGGCCGGCGGGCCGGGCGUGCAUUUCCGCGCUGCCUCGGUCCCCGGUGGGAGCGCGGCAGCGGCGGGGCGGCUCGGCUGGGCUGGGCUCGGCGCCGCGGAGAGGCACUGCUGGCCGGCCGCGCCGACGCGGGGAGGGUCCGGGAGCGCCGCCGCGCCGCGUCCAUGGACUAGCCGAGGCAGCGGAGGGACCCCGAUUACGCCGCCCGCCGCCUCGCUCUCCGCCCAACUUGGCGAAACUUAGCGAGAAGGCUCCUGCCCCGGUGCUGUGCUAUAGAAGAUGCACUAUUACCGAUAUUCUAAUGCAGAAGUCAGCUGUUGGUACAAAUACCUGCUCUUCAGCUACAACAUUGUCUUCUGGCUAGCUGGGGUGGCCUUCCUUGCAGCUGGUCUGUGGGCAUGGAGUGAAAAGGGUGUAUUGUCUGAUUUGACGAAGGUGACUGGUCUUCAUGGUCUGGACCCAGUGGUGCUUGUCUUACUGGUGGGAAUAGUGAUGUUUACUUUGGGAUUUGCUGGUUGUGUAGGAGCACUGAGAGAAAACAUAUGCCUUCUGAAGUUUUUCUGUGGAGCAAUUUUGUUUAUAUUCCUGCUGGAGCUGGCAGUGGCAGUUUUGGCUUUCCUGUUCCAGGAUUGGGUGAGGGACAGGGUCAAAGAAUUCUUUGAGAAUAACAUUAAAUCAUACCGAGACGAUAUUGAUCUCCAGAAUCUCAUUGAUUCGCUACAGAAAAUUAACCAUUGCUGUGGUGCUCAAGGUCCAGAUGACUGGGACUUCAACAUAUACUUUAACUGCAGCAGUGAAAGCAAAAGUCGUGAGAAGUGCGGCGUUCCUUUUUCCUGUUGUAUACCUGAUCCUGCUCAAAAAGUUGUGAAUACGCAGUGUGGCUAUGAUGUCAGAAAGAAGAGCAAGAGUCAAUGGGAUGAUCAGAUUUUUGUCAAAGGAUGUAUUCUUGCCCUUGAAGCUUGGUUACCCCGAAAUAUCUACAUUGUUGCAGGUGUCUUCAUAGCUAUCUCACUGCUCCAGAUUUUUGGGAUUUUCCUAGCCAGGACAUUGAUUUCUGAUAUUGAAGCUGUAAAGGCAAGUAAUGCCUUCUGAAUAUAAAAGCAGGCACGUGUUGCAAAAGAAGUGUAUUUUAUGGUAAUUGGUCAGACACCAAGGUGGAAGAAAUGCACAGACCAUGAAAUACUUCUAUUAUUAAAAGCCUUAUGUGGAUUUUACCCUGCUCAUGCUUUUUAUUAGAAACUGGUACAAAAGAAUCUCAGAACACACACCUGUCUACCUUUUUUCUAACGAGACAACUCAGUGCAUCAGCAUUGAUCUCCGAGGAAGAAAUGGAAUUUCACAAGACAUUGGCGGAACAGAUUUUGAAGAUUGUAGCAAGGAGAUGUGAAACUGCUCUAAACUUUCCUUGAAAGAUUACCAUGAAAAUUGUCCUGUUUUCACUCCCAACUGUCAUCAAUCUCAAAAUGUAAUCUUCUCAGAAGGCGUGCUGAUUUCUUCAGAAUCUUGAAAUCGUUUUAAUCUCUACAGUAAGCUCAUGCAGUCAUUUUUUGGCAAGACACCCAGCAACCAUAAUUGUCAUGGUAUUGGAAAUUGGAUAAAGAAAGUCACAAAUUCUUUAGUUGCCUUUCAGUUGUGCAGAAGUAGGGAUAUUUCUGUUUAACUGAGAAUAAUGCAGAUGUCUCAAGGAGCAGGAAUUUGUGCUCCGCAUCAGAGUUUGAAUAAUGCAUGUUUUGAAAAUGCAGGCAUUUUCUCAAGAGGAGAAAACCUGACUAUCUGUAGCAUUAUAUGUUAGAAAUCUCCAUUUCAAGCAAGGGGGUGUGAACCCCUGAUGCUGCUUCCUGUGCGAAAAAAAAUGUAUAUAUUCCUUAUUUAUAGAAGAAAAAAACUCAUUAAAAAUGCUUAGCUUUCUAUUGAUCAGUAAUAUCUUUAAAAAGUGUUGUCUGCAGAAAUUUCAAAAUGCAGCUUGUUUCAGUAAGUAGAAAGCAUGGUAAGCUAGCUGUUGAUGGUUUUUGCCUUUCCUCUAGUUUCUCUCAACUGCUGUCUUGAUCUUCACAAGUCCUAACUGCUAAUAUCAGGACUGAUCAAAAACAUUUAAAUUCAACACCGAUCCCUACUGAAAUCUUUUAUUAAUGACAUAUGCAUUUUGUGAAAUAUUAGAGUUGCUGAAUUUUAAAAUUUUCUGUAAAGCUAUUGAAUCAUCAGUUCUGCUUGUAUUUUGAUACAUUGUUCAAACGCCAGUCACAAUAUGGUGAAUCAGAAUUUCUUCACAGUAAUUUUCUACAUCAAACAGAACUAUUUCUGCUGAAGUCAGUUUUUUAUUUUUGUCAUAAGUAAACAACUCUCUUCUUCCUGCCCUCCCUUCUUGGCCGUUCAGUAGAUGGAUUUGUAGUUCAGGAAGAGUACUAGUCUUCAUUAAAAGACUUGGGCAUGGUAUUUUUAGCUGUAAGAUAGAAGUAUGUGGAUGAAAAGUUCUUGGAAGUAGCUGUAGCUGUCAGUUUUACUGCGGGCCAUAUAACUAACACUGUUUACUGCUUCCACCAUUUUUUUUUUCCAGGGAGAGCAGGUUUAUUUACAGUGCCUAACAUAGUGUAAAUUUUAGUAAAGUAUAUAUUUUUAUAAUGAAAUUUUACUACAUGUAGUCUGCCUGAAGGAUUUAAUAUUUGUAUUUCCAAAGUAUAUGUCUUUCUUAGGAAGCCAAACUUUUAAAUAUCCCCCUAAUGUCCUUUUUUCUAGUAUGCAUGUAUUAAUGAACAUUUCACUGGCAGAAGCUGAUCAACAGUAAGAAUCUUUGUAUUGAUUGUCCGGACAUCCUUUUAACUUUUAAUCUGUGAAGAAUUUCACAGACACUGCUGUACUUCUCAUGUGUACUUCAGUUCAGCUUUCAUAGUUCUUUUUUUUGGCCAGUGAUUGAGACAACAGGAAAAGGAAGCUUGUCUAAGGAUGGCUGAUUUCCUUACAGUAGCAGAGAACAGUCUGCUAUUACUCAUCUGAAAACCUGAAAGUAAAAUUGCUAGAGGUGCACUGUGAUUUUUUUUUUUUUUUAUUAUUAUUAUUAUUUUUAGCUUUGAUAUACAACAAGGAAACAAUAGCAGUAGAUCACUGAGGAGAGAGCGAGAGGCAUUUCUCUAUAAAGCUUUGAAUUUGAGGUCUGUAUUACUUUAUAUGUUGAUUCUAGUCCAUUAGAGGCAGCCAGAAAUUUGCUGCUGUGGCUGCUAGUUUGCAAGCAGCAAAGCAGUGUCUAGCAACCUUUGUUUAAACUCUGAUGCUUGAAACUUUACACUGCCUCAUGAACCAGUUUACUCUGUUAACGUUAUGGGUGAUAAUCUGGUGUAUGUAAAAUUGGAGAAGGAUGCUUUCUAUUUGUAACUUUUUAUUUGUAAAACAUUGCAUGGAAAAUUGCAUUUAGGGAAUACAUUUCCCUAUGCCACAGAAAGCUCCUAAUGCUGGGAAGUAAUUUCAGCAGUUGGUGAAAGUCAUCAUGGUGUCAAAGAUAUCUGUGGAGUUCAUGCACUGAAAUUAGCAGCUGACAAGAGCCAGUAUCAUGGUUCAGGAUUCCAGUGUCUACAGAUCUUGCCAAGUUGCCUGAAGACAAAUGAGUACUUGGUUUCUUUUUGAAGUGCUGUUUGUAUGCAAAAUAUAAUUUAAUUGAAAUGUUGUCUUUCCACAAUUUGUUCUUAUUGGCUUUGACCAUAUUAACACUAGCUUUGUAUCAGUGAUCCAGUUGUUUGGAACUGGAUUCAGGAAAGCAAGUUCAACCAACCUGUUUGAGGAUCUUUGAAUUCAUGGAGUGAUUUGUUUUCACUGUGUAUAAACUUCUCUGUGGUUAUUCAGUAUCACUUUUAAAACCCUGGGGCUCUAGGCUGGUUUACACUAAGACAUUCUGAAGUGCAUCUCCAUUGAUUGUACACAUAGGUAGUGUAAUUCCAGACUUGGAAUGGGAAUACUUUCUUACCACUUUCUACUUAAUUAUACUUAGGACCUUCUCUGUGGACCUGCAGUGACUUCAUGGCUAAAGGUUUAGGUUGUGGUUUAUGAAAGUCUUGUCAGCAAAAGCAGUUGGGUGUGAACCUGCCUCUAAAGCUUUGAAGGAGAAGCAAUUCAAUGAUCUCGCAGAGAGGUUUGGUAAAUUGUUGAUGUUGAGAUUUCAGUGGUUGCAUUUGGAACAACUCCACAAACACUACAAUGGAAAUAAGUUUUUUACUGAAGAUGUCAAAUAUGAGAUUGGACUUGAAUAACUAGACUGAGAGAAGGAAACUUCAGUGUGAUCACUUUUAUUUCUUGGAAAUGAGCACAAUUUAUUUCUGUGAAGCAAUGUAUUUAUUUGUCAGUAUGCUUGACAGUGCAACUGCCCUUUUGUUUCUAUAAAUAUACCUGUAUUUGGACAUUUUCCGUGUAUGUGAAGAGGAGGAUGAGUAUAAGCACUGAAAAAAGUGCAGUGACCAAAGGAGCUACAGUUGCCUCCUGAAAACCUUAAUAUUUCUUCCCAAGGGGUCUUUAGUUUGGGGACCCUCAUACAGUGCCACGUGGAUAGACUUGUACCUCCUCCAGUCCAUUAAAGCUGAUGUGGCAAUUGGCUUGUAUGUAGAAUUGCCUUGGGUUUUGACUCCCCAUUCCAUCCUUUGCUCUUCCUUCCCCCUACCACCUGUGGGUUAUCACGCAGCUUGAAUGUUGUUUAGGCAGUGGAAGGGGAGCAUUCUGUCUCUUUGUCUGAGAUGGCUUUUCUCAGUGACUUUCAGUAUAUUUUUUUUUCUCAAGCCUUACAUUUGAUUAAAUAAAAUCUAAUGUUUUGUA
Molecule: messenger RNA, 4934 nt
Organism: Tyto alba (common barn owl)
Lineage: Eukaryota; Metazoa; Chordata; Aves; Strigiformes; Tytonidae
Gene: TSPAN14
Product: tetraspanin 14
Exons: 9
Coding region: 423-1235 (270 amino acids)
Biological process (GO): protein maturation; regulation of vascular endothelial growth factor signaling pathway; protein localization to plasma membrane
Cellular component (GO): membrane
Source: RefSeq, a predicted model, not a curated record